This is a messenger RNA of Aspergillus heteromorphus CBS 117.55, 291 nucleotides long. RefSeq lists its product as uncharacterized. Lineage: Eukaryota; Fungi; Ascomycota; Eurotiomycetes; Eurotiales; Aspergillaceae. Bases 1 to 291 code for a protein of 96 amino acids. The transcript is spliced from 2 exons. The record is from RefSeq and is a predicted model, not a curated record.
AUGUCGAAUGGUAAAUCUCAAUACGCGGGCUUCGUCCCGGCCCCGGCACGUACCCGCCAGAACGGUAUUAUUGAAGCAUCGUCCACCAUCCUCCAUCCACAACUCGCAUCUCAACAGGAACAAACCUCACCUCCACGUCCGAGCUUCCUCUCCCAGGGGUUUCCCAGGAUCUCAAUUUGGGCUCGACUUCUCCAAAACCCCUACCCCCUGUCCCCUCACGCCCCCCGUCUGUUGCCCAAUACGAGCAGGGACCGCGUCGUGGACAAGUCCUCGUUUCGAAUCGACUCGUGA